Messenger RNA from Guyanagaster necrorhizus, 356 nucleotides. RefSeq lists its product as uncharacterized. Lineage: Eukaryota; Fungi; Basidiomycota; Agaricomycetes; Agaricales; Physalacriaceae. The coding region runs from base 27 to 290 and encodes 87 amino acids. The transcript has a single exon. The record is from RefSeq and is a predicted model, not a curated record.
CGUUCCCGUUUAUGAUCAGCUGUCUAAUGACCUUGUAUGCGCUCACAGUGGCUUCAUCUCUGUACUGUAGAGUAAUGCUGUUCUCCAUGUCCUCCAGCUCGGAGCUUGCAUGGAAAUUUACACUGACAGGUCGCAGCACCUCUCGCUGGCCUACGGCUUCAAUGUUUCAUUGUUCAUUGUCCAAGUGGUCAGUUGUAUCUAUGGUUGUCUGGGGUUCAAUAUUUCUGCUACAAGAUGACACGCCUUCUAGUUUGUCCCGAAUCUCAAACAGGCUCCAAAACCCGAGUUAGAACAUCACUUCUCUGAUAAGUCUUUGUUUCAUCGAAGAGAAAACUCGAUGUUCUACUCAGUGGGAU